Molecule: messenger RNA, 3792 nt
Organism: Caenorhabditis elegans
Lineage: Eukaryota; Metazoa; Nematoda; Chromadorea; Rhabditida; Rhabditidae
Gene: F28C1.3
Product: Protein phosphatase 1 regulatory subunit 37
Exons: 9
Coding region: 210-2963 (917 amino acids)
Source: RefSeq, marked reviewed
GUUCCAAGGUUUUUUUGCAGAUAUGGCAGUUCACUUCUGGCACUGAAAUGCUUGGAGAAGCAGUGCUAAACAACAACGGUCCCUGAUACAAAGAACUUUAUCUGUCUCUCAUUCACUCACAUUUCUCUCAGCUCUUUGUUUCGAUUCAUUCCGUAAACACAUACACACAGCAGUCUUCAUACUCACUCUCUCACAAACUGGAAGUGAAUAUGUCGAUGAAGUUUUUGACGGGUCUACAGGAUCUUCUAGGUCUGUACGAAACGGGUACCGCCGCUUCAUCACCGGCCUCCCCGAUUCCACCAACAUCUCCUGCAAUGUUUGCGGUGCCUCCUCAGCAACAAUCGCAUUCGGCAGCCACGUCGGUUCGUAAGAAAACGUGUCAAGACGCAAACAGUUCUGGUGAAGAUCCAAAUGGCCGCAUUCGGCAGUGUUCACAUGCUCGAACAGUUUCAUUUCCAGCGGAUAUGGAUCUUAUAACGGGUUAUCAUGAAGCACCAUCUUCCCUUUUUCAUAGCUAUCAUGACUCACAACGAGUCAUUGAUUCAUCAGAAAUUCUUACUGCAUAUCGAGAAGCUUGUCAGAGAAGACAAUGUGCUCCAAGUGCUGCAGUAGAAAAACAAAUUGGAUAUUUUCAUAAAAGUCCUGACACAAGGCAAGAGCUACUCAGUCUGAAAGGAGAACGGGUAUCUCAUGCUCAGAUGGAAGCAUUGGAGGAAAUUUUCAAACGAGUUCAGUUCAACACGAUUGACUUUGAGUACACUUUUCUAGAUGACGAUUGUGCCAUAUCACUUGGAGAAAUGAUUGAAUUCUAUGACUCGUGUGUUCGACUGAAUCUGUCCUUCAACAAACAAAUUGACAUGCGUGGUUGGACCACAAUCUUCCGAUCAAUCCGCCAUGCAGUCUCCCUUCAAAUGUUAAAUCUUAGAUAUACUAAUCUUAAUGAUCGCUCGAUUCCUGCCUUGUGUAAAAUGGCUCGUGCUCAACCAUCUGCUUCGUUAACUUGCCUUCAUUUGGAAAACACUCAAAUGUCUGGAAAGAAUCUACUUGUUCUGAUAUGUGCCUUGAAAAAUAACACGGGACUUCGAGAAUUAUAUCUCGGAGAUAAUGGUCUUCAGCCAACCGAUGGUUCACAUAUUUAUCAAUUGAUAACAUCAAAUAGCAGUUUGCAACUUCUUGACUUGAGGAAUAAUAGCAUUGGGGAUUCCGGAGUUCGGCACAUUUGUGAUGGACUUCGACACCGUGAAGCAGUAGAAAAGAGUUCACUUUCUGCAAUGGUUCUAUGGAAUAAUAAUGUAACGGGAGCAUCUAUGGACAGUCUUGCCGAAGCUUUGAUCGAAAACACUAAAAUUGAAACUCUAAACAUCGGAAACAACAAUCUCGGAGUUGAAGGAAUUGCAAGAUUGAAGCCAGCACUUGCCUCUAAUUCUCAUCUCCACCGACUCGGUCUUCAGAAUACGGGAAUCAAUUGUGAAGGAGCGAUCAUAUUGGCUGAGUGUAUUGCAGAUAACAUUGCAUUGUUACGAGUUGAUAUUCGAGAUAAUCCAAUAGCUCUUGCCGGUCUUUUGGCUCUUCAUUCCGCAAUGAAAAUGAAUACCUCAAUCACACUUCUCAACAUUGAUGCAUCGUGUGUGAAGCUAAGCAGUGAAAAGGAUGAGUUCGAGCGAUACUUCCGUGAGAUUCAAACAUAUUGUGAUCGAAACAAGGAUGAUGUGCUCAAGAGGUUGACCGUGACAUUUGAUGAUGAGGAAGGUGAUUCUGGUGUUGAGAAGAAAGAUGGCAAUGAAUGUGAAGGUGAAGAUAACAAAGAUCGACAAGAUACUCCAGCAGAAACAGAAAAUGGUGUUUCUUCAAAUGAAUCGAAGUUAGAAAAUGAGGAAGUUGGAGUGUCAAAGCCUGAAAGUAAUAACAACGAAAAAAGUCCACUAAUGGCAUCUUCAUCCACAUCAAAACUAUCUCGAAAAGAGAGACAUCAGCGAUUCGUGAGAAGCUCUUCUCUGACAUGUACCGAGACAGUUCAUGAUAUUCAUGACCGGCUCCGCGAAAUGUCGGGAUCCACGCAUUCUUUGGAUGCAGCAAUUGCAGCGGCCGCCUCUAAUUCUACAAUGCAAAAUCUGUUGACUGUUUCAUAUGGUUCCAAUCCUGGACCCCUGGAUUCAUCUAGUAAUUCGGAAUCAAUGAAAACAAUAAAGAAGUCAUUCACUGUUACUGCAGCAUCUUCAUCUUCACUUCCACUGGCAGAAUGGGGAUCCUUGCCUGCUUUACCACAAGCAAGUCCAUCCUCAACUCCAGUUGUGAGGAAGCUUCGACGUUUCUCCGUUUCACCCUCUUCAAGCGUUUUUGAUGUAGCCACAACAUCUUCGGCAGCCUCGUCGACAGCUUCAUCGCCGAUCCCAGAAAAUUCUAUUGCACUUCCCGUUCGUCCUUCGACCUUGGCCAUAGGAAUACCAAUUAUUGGAAGUGUUCCAGCAGGUCCAUCUUCUGCUCCACUUAUAUUAGUUGAAGAUCAUAAAGAUGGGCCCAUCACAAGCAAUCAAAUAUCGGACACUGAAAGGCGAAUAUCAGAAGAAAUUGAACGUCAGAAGAAGGACGAACAAGAAAUCGAAAAAUCGUGUCGAUCAGUAAUAAGAGACUUGCUAAACUAUGUGGAGUACGAGGAAAAGUCGCAGGUUGAACGGAAAGCCUCACUGCUUCUUCGAAAUACAUUCAGCCGUCCGAAUCCUGAAGAGCUGCUAAGAAAUUUGCGUUUAUCUGAAGCUACUGGAUCAACGACUCCAAGAACUCCAUUGACACCUUCCAGAGUUCUUGAAAUUGCCGAGGAGCUUGAAGGCGAGUCAGAUGAACAAAUUUGUCAGUCAGUUAUUCGUUGCCUUGUUCGAGAUGUUCUUCAGGCCGAGAAGAACGAACUUCGAUCUACACUUGAUCGUCGUCGUCGUCAUAACAGCGUCCGAAAUUCCCCGGUUUGAUUCUCUUUUUGAUCUCUCAGAUCCCUCCAUCAUUUUCUGUACUAUGUAAAAUUUAUUUUUUAUUUUCUCGUUAUUCUUCAUAAUCUGCUCUCAACCAAAUUGUUGCUUUAACUUUAUGACCCCCGUUUCCGGAAAAUGCAAUACGUGAUUUGAUUCAUUCGGUUAUACUUCUCCCGACGCCCAUCUCAAUUAUGCCUUGAACUUUUGGAACUGGAUUAUAUUCUUUACAUUGGAUGAUGAUUUAUUUUGCGUUUCAAAAUGAGUUGAAAUGGCUUUGUUGAUUUAAAAAAACGAAACGCAAUUCAUUACUCUUCUUAUUGUUAUUAUUUUUAUUGUACUUUCGCAUUUUUUUAUUCUCGCUUAUCCGAAACCGUUCCGACCCAAUUACUGAACAUUUUUUGUUGUUUUUGUACAUCUUCAUCUCUUCAUCCGCUUAUCAUUACAAUUUAGAUUUCUCUAUUUAGGAGCGGCUGUUCAUAUUUGUCCCCAUUUUCCUUUAGUUUUUUCAUUUCACAUUUUACUGCCAAUUUGAAUUAGAGUAGGUUAUUGUAAAGAUGUAUUUCUCCCCGUGAAGUGCUCAGUUAUCUUUUUUUCACUUUCACUUUAAGUUUUUCCAUUUAACAGAAACAUGAACAAGUAAGCAUCCAUUGUAAAUACCCCGUUUUACCUGAAAUUACCUCCAGUUUCCACUUUCGUGGACAAAUUCUUUGCAAACAAUCAUUUUGAUUAUCUUAAUUCACUUUGCACCCAGUUUUACUCAAAUUUCCCCUCAUUUUAAUUACCUUUCCCAGUUUGAAACCAAAAAUAAAAUGUACGUGCUACGAGUUUA